ACAUCAGUCUGCCACUCUUCCCCGUGGCCUGCGAUCUGCAAACAAUGUCGUCUGUUCUACACACAAACCAUUCCGUGUCCAGCAUUGACCUGGACAUCCCUCUCCGGUGCAAGUCCAUGCCCGUCCAUGAGAUCAACAUGGCCGUGUCCAGGAUCCUGUCCAGUGACAGCCUCAGGAAAGUCCGGCUUAGCAUGUUCGGCUCCUCUCGUCAGAAGCACGACCGCCCACCGAGUUUCUCCGAAGACGACCUUCGUACUCUGAAGCUGGGCGCCUUCCUGUCGUCCCUCUCUCUCACCGGGAACACUUCUGCCGCUCUUUUCCUGCAUCUAAUUUCAGUCGAUGUCGGCAGACACAAGAAUCUCGCUGCCUUGAGUCUUAACAUCAGCGAAUCAGAGAAAGACCCGCUUUGCUCCAGCCUUCUGUCUUCUUCGCUAGAAACGAUCUUCAAACAAAGGGGCACGGUUAACAAACUCCUGUUGAGCUACGGAUCAGCCUCCCUCGUUGUCCCGACGAUCCUGCGGACGACUGCCAUCAGGUACCUCAUUCUGGACGUCUCAAAGUUCCCGGAUCAGGACCUCUGUGACGUCAUAUCCGCCUUGAACCGGUCCAAGUCCAUGGAAUUCGUGGUGCUGUUCAGUGAAGUGGCAGCCUCCCAGGUCUAUGCUAACGCAGGCAAACUGUUACAGAAGGGUCCGAUCCGAGCGGUCGGGCUGCUGUCCAGGUUCCCCCACUCCUGUCAGUCGCCUUCUCACAAACCCGGCGUCAAGCGUAUGACUCUCAUUGCAAGUGACCAGUACGUCCCAACAAGCACCAAGGGAGCUAAGAUGCUACAGAUCGCAUUUGAAGAGUGGUUCGAUGAGAUCACCCGAGUAGACAUGAUGGCCCAGACUGACGUCAUCACGGCUGCACUGGACACGUUAAAGUUCCAGACCUGUCCAAAACUGGCCUCUAUUGGCUGGAACCAUUUCGAGGUUUGGUACAAAGUGUGAUUAAAAAAAAGUUACGUACGUUUUGCAGCAUUCAAGAUCAUUCGAAUGAAAUGUAUGAAAUACAUCUUUCAGCUGCUGUUAUUGGGUGCGACACAUUGUCUGUAGGACAGUACGUAGAUAACUUGUUUUAUUCAGAACUAUGCUUAUCUAGAACCAUCCUCAGGCACGCGGAUCUGGAUGGUUCGAGCAUAUCCAGAUUCUUGGAUACGCGGAGACUAUCCAGACUUGUGCCUGAUCCUAAAUGGCCGUAAUUCAUUCAGACAUAGAACUAGAUAGGCAUGGUUGUGGAUAUGAUAUAACGUCACCUGUUGUAGAUAUAGAAAUGUACAUGGUCAUGAUAUUGAACUAUGUGAAGCAGAAUGGAUUUAUGAGAUAGCAUGCAAACAUAAGAAGAAAGAGAUUAGAAUCAUU
Molecule: messenger RNA, 1400 nt
Organism: Branchiostoma belcheri (Belcher's lancelet)
Lineage: Eukaryota; Metazoa; Chordata; Leptocardii; Amphioxiformes; Branchiostomatidae
Exons: 2
Coding region: 45-989 (314 amino acids)
Source: RefSeq, a predicted model, not a curated record